Messenger RNA from Folsomia candida, 1081 nucleotides. RefSeq names its product ATPase family AAA domain-containing protein 2-like. The record is from RefSeq and is a predicted model, not a curated record. Bases 89 to 991 code for a protein of 300 amino acids. The transcript is spliced from 3 exons. Lineage: Eukaryota; Metazoa; Arthropoda; Collembola; Entomobryomorpha; Isotomidae.
GGUUCAUUCUUUCCAGAAAAUUAUCUUACAGAUUAUAUUUAGACUUAUAAAAAAUUUGAACAGAACAAAUUUCACCAAAGAAAUAAACAUGACGUCGUAUUUUCAUCAAUUUGUAAAAAAUGUGCGAAGUUACGUGGCAACUUGGGUGUGUGAAAAAUGUUGUGAGAAUUGCGGCGUAAAGAGAAAAUGUUGUGAGGAGGAUUUGGAAAUUGGAGGUGAAAGCGCUCCCCCAACGAAGAAAGCCAAUCUUGAAAUUCAAAUUCCGACAGAUUCGUGUCGAAAAUGUUGCGGAAUUGUGGAAGAAAUUGAGGGUAUCGUCCCCAGCAGAAGAGAUGACAAAAAUGACGACGCCGAAUUUAUCAAAGAUCACGAAAUCGAUGCAUCACCUCGUCGCGAUGGCUUUCACGACCCCGAUUUUAACGACCGAAUCGACUACCUCCGCAAAACGUUUCUAAAUCCCAUCAGGUUUCCCGACUUGUACAAAUCCGCCAACAUUUUCCCCCCGAAAGGAAUGUAUUUCUUCGGCACUGGAAUAAAUGAGCGUGCCCUGGAAACCAUUAAAGAAUUCUCGACCGACCUGGGCGAAGAAUUGGGGGUGGAACGGGUCAGAAUUUUUCGAACGACGCAUAUCGACGCGUACACGAGCUGUGAAGGGACCGAGACUUUCUUCGUGGAUGAGGUGUUCGCAGCAGCGGAAAAGUUUAAACCGUCGAUAAUAUUUUUCCCAGAGUUGGACAAGUUUGGGACACCACAUAGCACACGACGUGACGAAAUCGUGGCGAAAAUUUGCUAUUACAUGGACGCCCUCGUCGCUGGGGAAGUCUUCGUCUUCGCCACCGUGGACGCCACGCCGCCCGCCCCCUUCAAUCGGCUGAACGGUCCCCCCCCGCUUCUCAAAAGGGUACCACGUCGCGACAGCCGUUCUAACUUCAGGGGUUCUUGCCUUUCUCAAGACGGAAACGGAAAAAUGGAAAAUUUCCGAAGAAACUAAUUCCCGGGAUGAAAUCUUAGCCAAAGUUUCCGAAAUCCUGGGCAGUUACCCCGAUCCGAUAAAACAUUUCGACUUGACGACCCUUUGUCA